This is a messenger RNA of Bactrocera neohumeralis, 496 nucleotides long. Its product is annotated as adult-specific cuticular protein ACP-20-like. Gene Ontology annotation, cellular component: extracellular matrix. The record is from RefSeq and is a predicted model, not a curated record. NCBI's taxonomy places the organism in Eukaryota, Metazoa, Arthropoda, Insecta, Diptera, Tephritidae. The transcript is spliced from 2 exons. Bases 1 to 462 code for a protein of 153 amino acids.
AUGCAAAUCCUCUCGUGUAUCGCCUUCACCGCUGCCUCACUCUUUGGCGUCGCUUGCGCAGGAUACAUUCCUCACGGACAUGCCUCCAGUUACGCCUCGGUUCUUCAACACACUGACGGACACUAUGGUUAUGGCAGCCACGACAACUCCCUGCACUAUUCUGGACAUGGCUAUGCUCACCACGACCACCACUACGAGCACCACGAACCCCACCAUUAUCCCAAGUACUCUUUCGAGUAUGGCGUAAAGGACGCACAUACCGGUGAUCAUAAGAGCCAAUGGGAGCACCGUGAUGGUGAUCAUGUCAAGGGAGGAUAUACCUUGGAGGAAGCUGAUGGCACCACACGCGUUGUGGAGUACACCGCCGAUGAUCACAACGGCUUCAACGCGGUUGUCAAGAAAAUCGGCCAUGCCCACCAUCCUCAGGCAUAUCACCAUGGCGCUUAUAACAGCCACUUCUGAAAUAUUUGAUAUCUAUUAAGGACAGCCCCAACGA